AUGCAAGCCGGAUUUGAAAAGGGGCUCAGAAGCUGGCGGAGGUCAUGGGCCAGAGAAGCCUUGUCAGAGUGGGCGGUGGAACCUCGCCGUACGUUGGAUUAUGCGUUGUGCAUCUACGAUCGACAGGCCGCCGGUAAAGCGGCAAAGGCUGCCACUCCAACCAGCGGACGGGAGGCGUGGGUGGCUUGGCUGCCCCAGUUUCACACUUGGCCGGUCUUCUACACCAACCGGCGGGAGGCCGUUGUGGCUCUCUCCGUGCAAUGGCCCGACGAGACCUGGACCAAGCUUUCUGCCGAGGUGCGAGAGAUACUCGAUGGCAGCAUUGCCGGAGAUAGACGACAGGCUUUGCACCCGGACCUGCUGCCGCUUACUGCCCUGCCAGGCCCUAUGCUGCAGCAGGCUCCAACCGUCGAGAUUGAGGGCGCAUCUCCUCAAGAU
Symbiodinium necroappetens is the source of this 438-nucleotide messenger RNA. Lineage: Eukaryota; Dinophyceae; Suessiales; Symbiodiniaceae. The record is from the annotation of a GenBank genome assembly.